This is a messenger RNA of Sclerotinia sclerotiorum 1980 UF-70, 3675 nucleotides long. RefSeq lists its product with no specific name. Bases 1 to 3675 code for a protein of 1224 amino acids. The record is from RefSeq and is a predicted model, not a curated record. The transcript has 8 exons. Lineage: Eukaryota; Fungi; Ascomycota; Leotiomycetes; Helotiales; Sclerotiniaceae.
AUGGACCCAGUCACAAUAUUGGGAGCUGCAAGUUCAGCAAUCGGUAUCGCUAGCUUCGGUCUUCAAUUGGUACAGGUUCUGACGAAGUAUACGACUGAUGCUGGUGCGGCUGCUCAAAACCUGAACGCAGCUUUGACCAAUAUUCGUGCUGCGAGCAUCUCCAUUGAACACAUUAAUCAUUUCUUGAAGGAAGAAAGUGAACGUUCGAAGUUGAGACAAAGAGCGACACUCAAUACAGCCGGCAUUCGACAAAUUCAAUAUAUCACCGAUGAGUGUUUGAAAGUGUUUUGGAGAGUGGAAGCAUGGGUUUUGGACAAAGACGACUCAAACGAACUGGAACUCAGAAUUGCAAAUCGAUUGAACGAAUACAAAGAAGAUCUGAAAUUCGGUAUUGGGAAGCCCUCACAAUUCCUAAAAGUCGACGAGGCUCUAGCGAAAAGCCCUCAAAGUUAUGUCCAACAACCGGAUGUAUACCGGCGAGAAAAUCCCCGGCUUCGGAGAUUCGUACCUCCAGCCGUCCCCGAUGACCCAUUGAGAUCUUCUAUAUCAGAAGCAAGUCGUAGCUAUAUCAAGGAACAGGAGCUCAAUUGCAGGAACACCGACGGCCAGCAGCGUGACCUUACAGCACCUGAACAUGUUAUACCCUCCGGUGAUGCAACCAUCAACGCUGCCCAGAGUCAUAUGGCACAUUUUGAUGCUAAAGCAACACAGAAACCAGGAGUUUUGGAUGAUUUGGAUGCAUGUGACACGAAUAUAUAUCCAGAUUAUUCAACAAUGGUUGAAAAGCCUGAAGAAGUGGAUAAUUUAUCAAUUGUUGCCCAGCAAAGUCAGAAGAACUUUGCCGAUUUUGAGCACGUGGGUUCGGACGGGAAGCUGCGUGGGAAUCUUGAUGGAAAAGCGCAAUAUCCGAAAACAAGAGAGUGUGGGAAUACUAAGCCUGGACAAACCACUCCACUUAUGCCUCCGAAGGCGCCUUCGAGUGAGAGCCCGGGAAUCAUGCCAGCCUCGUUAUCUCAGGCAUCAUCAACCGAGUGCAAACCCCAUCGGCCCCAGAUUAGCAAGGUUGCGAGGCCAGAUAUACACAUGAAUAAUCUCACUAAGAGACACAAGCCUUCCGAUCUACGCCAUGAAUUGAAUACCGCUGCCCCGUCCUAUAUCAGCUUGCAGGCCAAAAGGCCCAAGUCAGAAGCACCACUAGAUCCAAAACUAGAGGUACCAGGCUCGGACUAUCCAAAAAACAACAUUACCUCUUCAAAUUCUAAUAAUCCAGGAAAUCUUAAUGAUUCUACUCAUCGCACUGAUAAUGUUGCAACAUCACAAAAGCAGAGUAGCGGUUUUGUUAUUAAUGGCCAGAACCAAUCCCGAAAAUUGAACCCACAGCCUGUUCGGUUUGAUUUCUCAUUCGAAGAUCUAGCAGAAGCACAAACGAGAGUCGUAGACGAACCGGAGAAUCCUAUCGUUCCGCAAGUGACCUUAAAUGAUGAACCACCACGAGGAAAUCCCGAGGAAAUAGCACAGAUAGUCACAAAUAAGCUACUUGUUGCGUUGCCAGCCAUUAUACCAAGUCAGUCACAACUUGGAGCCGUCUUGAAUCAGCCCGAGCACAAUAUACAUGAAAAUUGUGCUGUGAAAAAGGAUGACAUCCCUAAGGAGAGGAAGAAGUUGUUUACACCAGUUGUUGAAAGGUUUUCAGAGAACAUAAAUCGUGAGCCCCAAAUUGAGACAACCUGUCGAAGCCCACCGUCAAAUUUACCAUCAUCGGUAGAUAGCUAUUCAAACCACAAAUCUAGUAAGAGUGGUGGUCUUAAGGGGAUUUUCAGAGGCAGUCAUUUUACAGACGAUGACAUCGACAGAAUGGUUCCGGAAGCGCCGAACUCCGGACUCGACUUUAGAUAUACACCAACUCGAGCAACUGCUAGCAGUAGCGGUAAAGGUGUUACCUUUAACUCCCAUGUAUUUGAAGAUAUCAUUCUACGAGCUAUGGAGGCCGGGGAUAAUUUAACAGUAUUGCAGCAGGAACAGGUACAAUUAAUAGUCAACUCGGAAAAUGAAGUCAAUGGUGGUAUUGCGUGGACCCUGGCGCAACUCGAAGUUGUUGAUGGGCAAUACCACAGCCCAGGAAGUGACGGUACUGAGUCUAUCACAGUGUAUCUUGUGGGAAGCUCAAAACUGGAGACUGAUCUCACUGUAAAAUCGGACAAAAGCGGUCGCUCUAUAAGUCCUUCUGCGACAUUAGACGACAUAGGUGCCGAUGAUAUUCGAGUCACUCCGAACACGAAAUUUACAGAUUUUACGACGCCGCUCAAACCUUCUCAGCGGAUUUAUCCCGAGUUCAGUUCCCGGGGCACAAAGAACACAGAACCAGGCUUUAUGAACUCUCCCAAGUCAGUCAUAAAAGCCUCAUAUAUAUCCGAAAUACCCAAUGCUGAAUCUCCUAGCCAUGAAAGAGAAUCUCACAAUCAUUAUGUAUCCUUACAAAUUCCAACAUAUGCCAGUGCUGCUACUAUUAGAGACGCUUAUCUUUCUCUGUACAAAACCUCCCAUCCAAUUUUACACCCCACAGAUUACUCUGCUGGACAGCGCUUUGUGGCAAUUACUGAGGCGUACGAAACCUUGGGGACGGCUAGAACACGUGAAGCCUACGAUAGAAAGCACGGCUUUAAUCAACCACCACUAGAAAGACAACCAAUCGACCCAAAGAAAAAUGCUUAUCCAGCUGUAAAAUUAAAAGAAUCAGCAUCACAACAUGGAAAUCAUAGAGAGAACUAUGCACCUAGCAAGAGCAAAUAUGACGGUAGACGAGCCCCCGACUUUGUGGAUCAUGGCAGAUCACCUCUACGGGCUGGACACAGGGCCUCAGAAGCGAUUGAGUCGGAUCCAUCGCCCCUGAGAACUUCGGUACAUGGGGUUCUCUCCGCACAUUCAUCUGCUGAAAGAGCCCUGGUAAACGAUGGCCGACCAAGCAGCACUUCGGCUAGAAAAGCGUUCCCGGUAGCUAGAACCGUUACCGAAAAUGUAAAUCGGCAAAAAAGAUAUGCAUCAAAUAAUCCAGGAGUUCGAUCGAGCCGAUCAUAUAACCCUCAUGACUUAUUGGGAAGCGAACAUGCCGGUGAAGAUAUUCUGCAACAGCUCUUGUUAAAAUGGACGCCAGCGGGGGAAGAGUCGGAUCCUGCCUCCAAGCAGAGCGAAGAAGUAAACAUUGCUCACGAUCCUGAAAGCGAAAAUGAAAACAAGCAGCCGGUUGAGAAACAGAGUAAAGGAAAAGGUCCUCAACAACAGCCUUGUGAUGAGAUAGUUGGGGGUUCCGCGGAACUCAAAAGAUUGGUGGACGGCGAUCAGAAUGAACGUCAUUGUCAUUCGAGAUAUAAAAGGCCAAAGUUUUGCAAAUACACUUCAGGCUCUAUCCAUAGCUCAAUCAGCACCACAAAUACACCACCGAGCCAUGUUUCAUCGUCAAAAGACACAACUCUUGAAGUAGAGGUGCAUAUACCUGAUCAUUUAAACGCUGCGCAACAGCCAAUUCAAAAAGAGAUGGAGGGUAGAAUCGACACGCCUGACACGGUCAAGGCCAUUGGACGACGUCCAAUGGCAACUGUGGAGGAUGACGUUGGUGAUUCGGCAGAUUUCAAAAACCCUUCAAUGUUUCCGCGACGUGCGAUGACUACUAUGUUUUAG